Messenger RNA from Neolamprologus brichardi, 2665 nucleotides. RefSeq names its product nuclear receptor subfamily 2, group E, member 1 (gene nr2e1). NCBI's taxonomy places the organism in Eukaryota, Metazoa, Chordata, Actinopteri, Cichliformes, Cichlidae. Gene Ontology annotation, biological process: regulation of DNA-templated transcription. The record is from RefSeq and is a predicted model, not a curated record. Gene Ontology annotation, molecular function: DNA-binding transcription factor activity; sequence-specific DNA binding; zinc ion binding.
AUCUCCACCCUCCAGCCUCCCCCUGACACUUCUCAUAAAUAUUACCAAGGCUUAUUCGGGAGGCUCCCACCAUAAAGUCACAUCGUGUCCUGGUUUUAACAAGUUUUCAACCGUAAGAAAAUCGGAAAUUUGCACCUUUUUUCCCUUCGCCACAGCGUUGGCAGUAUCGGAUGCGCUCCAGCCACCGUUUUUCCAACUCGAACUUUACGCACCGGCUACUGCGCCACUAGCUGGAGAGCUGCUGUUGCCGUUUACCGGCUGCUGCCCCGGGGAUCCAGUCCUGGUUCUCCGGAAUCUUCGGCGUCGAGGGCAAAGAUCCCUGAUAAAAUGUAUAAUUAAUGUUUUAAUUUGUGGCUCUCGAUCGAUCGGAGGCUGACUUUCUGUCAACUUGGCUUCGGGACUUUGACUUGUGUUUCUCGUCACUGCUGGCAAAGAAACCGAGAAACCACAAGUGAUUCAGUGUCACAAACUUCAUUGUUUCUGUCCACAAGAAGAGGAGAAAGAGGACACUUUUUAUCCAGAUUCUUUAAAAUAUCGAGGAUCCAUGAUGAGCAAACCAACCGGUUCAACAAGUGGCUGUUUGGAUAUUCUGAAUGUCAAAUCAAGUCGGAUUCUGGACAUCCCAUGUAAAGUGUGCGGUGACCGCAGCUCAGGGAAACACUAUGGUGUUUACGCCUGUGAUGGCUGCUCGGGAUUCUUCAAGAGGAGCAUCCGCAGAAAUCGGACUUAUGUGUGUAAAUCUGGCUCGCAGGGUGGUUGUCCCGUAGACAAAACUCACAGAAACCAGUGCCGAGCUUGUCGUUUGAAAAAGUGUCUGGAAGUGAACAUGAAUAAAGACGCCGUUCAGCACGAGAGGGGGCCACGAACAUCUACAAUUCGCAAACAGGUCGCUCUGUAUUUCCGGGGCCACAAAGAGGUGAAUGGCUCCUCGGCACAUUUCCCCGGAUCCUCCCUACCCGGUCCUCCUUUUUUCACCACUGUCACCCAGCUGGAGCCGCACAACUUGGAGAUGAGCACAGUAGCCACUACACCGGAAAGACAGGCCAUCGUGGGUCUAGCACAGCCAACUCCUAAGUAUCCCCACGAGGUCAGUGGCACCCCCAUGUAUCUGUACGAGGUGGCUACGGAAUCUGUGUGCGAGUCAGCUGCGCGUCUUCUCUUCAUGAGCAUCAAGUGGGCAAAAAGUGUCCCCGCGUUCUCCACCCUCCCUUUAUCUGAUCAGCUGAUUCUGUUGGAGGACGCUUGGAGGGAAUUAUUUGUUCUGGGCAUCGCGCAGUGGGCCAUUCCCGUGGACUCCACAACUCUUCUCGCUGUUUCUGGGAUGAACACUGAAAACACGGAGUCUCAGCGGAUGAACAAGAUUAUGUCUGAGAUUCAAGCGCUUCAAGAGGUGGUCACCAGAUUCAGACAGAUGCGCCUUGACGCGACCGAGUUCGCCUGCUUGAAAUGUAUCGUGACAUUCAAAGCUGUUCCUACGCAUGGAAGCACAGAAUUAAGAAGUUUCCGCAACGCCAGCGCUAUUGCUGCUCUGCAAGAUGAAGCCCAGCUCACUCUCAACAGUUAUAUACACACCAGGUACCCGACUCAGCCGUGUCGUUUUGGUAAGCUCCUCCUGCUGCUGCCGGCCCUCCGCUCUGUCAGCCCGUCCACCAUAGAGGAGGUGUUCUUCAAAAAGACCAUCGGCAACGUUCCCAUCACCAGGCUCCUGUCCGAUAUGUACAAAUCCAGCGAUAUAUGAAUUCUCACCAUCUGCCGGGGCGCGUGAGGAGGGGGGAAAAAAAGACUGGAGGCCCACGAGGAGACCCACUGAACAAUCAACACAGACUGUCAAAUCAUAGCACGUGUAGCCACGGCACAAAAUCUCUUACGGGCUGUCUUAAUACAGCCUAUUUAGGCUUAGGCUCCAUUGAACACAUCUGGAUCACAACUUUAGCCUGUUAACAGUUGCUCUAGUCAAGGAUUAGCAUGUACCUUUCAUUAGAGACCUGCCUGUCUGAUUCUGAAAACUGCAAUAUCUUGUGGCCAAAACAGCUUGCAGCGUUUAAAUGUCGCCUUAAGGCUCUGGAGAGCACCUGCCAAGCACGUUUCCUAAAGAAACGCUGUACAUUAAGACUUUUUUUGUUUUGAUUUUUUCCGAGUGUCUAUGAGACCAAUGAGCUUGACGACCAAUUCACCAUUUUAUUUCUGUGUUCAAUCCCAACGGAGGAAACCAAAAAAAAAGAACAAGAAGCAUCCGGGGGGGAGAUGCGAGUCGCUGUUCCUCAAUUCGGUGCUGAAACCAAAUGCACGGAUGAGGCGUCAGCUCCAUGAAGCAUUGCGGAGGACUCUUUAAAAAGGAUGCACUAUCUACCCCCCACCCCCUUUGACUGUAAAACUACAUUCAUCUGAAAAAUGGUGUCUGUAUUUAAAUGGCUGUCCCGUUUGUUUGGUGUGUCCUGUUUGAGGCGCAGCAUAAAAAAAAGAAAAGAAAACGCUUAAGGUCGACUUUUUGAAGUUAGACACUAACACUGGAUAAAAUCUUAUUCAGCACUUGGAAAUGUUUUUGUGGCCUGUAAUGUUUUUAUUCUGUUGUAAAAACAAAAAAGCAAAAAAAACCCAUAAAAUUUUUAAUGGAGUUAUAACUAUUUAGAGUUGUAACCAAGAGAAUAAAAGACACUGAAUUAAA